GUGGGCAGGGGAAAGGGUGGGAGGGUACAGAUCUAUAUGUCAGGGUUAACUAACAUUAGCAAGCCAUUUUGUUGCACCUUUUUGCUCAACUUCAUUGAUGAUGGAGGCAACAUUUGUCUUGUUCUGUCUUUUGGGAGCUGCUGCCAAUGUUGGGAGUACUUCUAAAAUAAAACUGGAUGUAGAACUUCCUGGCUUACGGCUCACUGUCUCGAACGAUGCCACAUUCCGGUGCUGUUACAUCUCCCAGUCACCUGUGAAUGUUACCUGGCUACGAAAUGUCAUGGAUUCUUUUAACACGAGUGUAAUAGUACCUGUAAACGACACAGAUCCACGAGUGGAAAUUCGCAGUCAGAAGGCGACGGACUCAAAGUCAGAUUGUUCGUAUCUGACUCUAACCGAAGUUGUUCUGAAUGAUACAGGCCUGUAUCAAUGCAUUCUAAGGCAUCCAGACAACACCAGCAUCAUUACACCCGGCACCUAUUUACAAGUAUACGCCCCCAUACAGAUGAACCUGUCCAUCAGUGAGGAGAGUAAGAACAGCAUCAUCACUAUUCAAGGGGUUCUUCUGCUGCUGUUUUUGCUGAUUCCUGGCACCUUCAUCAUCUGCAAGUCAAAGGGCUUAAAUGAGCUGGAGAAAAGAAACAACAAAGAGGAAGAAAAUAUAUAUGAGGGUCUAAACCUAGAUGAUUGCAAUUCCACAUAUCAUCAAAUUCAGCGCUCUCUCGUCCAAGGACCGUACCAGGAUGUGCUCAAUAACGAUGAAGACGACAUUCAGCUGGAGAAGCCCUAAAUGUGUGGCUGUGAAGCGCCAGGAUCCAUGCCAUACAAACACAGUGCAGCUCUAUUACUAAUGUUUGCCUUGUAGGUAUAAACUAGAGGUGUAACUUAAUAUGACUGUUAUUCUGAUAGAACAGAUAAUGCAUCCUAAAUGAAUACAGACAUGAAAUAUGGGUGAAGUAUUCACUUUUUCUAGAAAGCUUGCCAGCUUCAAGUAUUGAGAUUGUGAGGUUUUUGCUUUUAAUGUUGAGCUUUAAAGGUCAUGUGGAGGGUUGCCAAGUUUGAGCAAAGUUCUCAACCCAAUUCAGAAACCACACAAAAAAACCCAAGACUUGCAGUAUAAAUUGAUCAGCUAUAACAUUCAAACCCAGUGAGAUGUAAAGUCAAUAACAACCCACACAUUAUUAUUGUUCUGAGCUACUCGAUCAGACUGAGAUUUUUGGAGUUUGGAGGCAACAACUUUACAAACAAGUUCAAUCCACGGCGAUCGCAAUUAGCAUCCUACUGGUCUUAAAGGAUCUGCUGCUAACGUCUUGGUGACAGGUAGCACAGCACACCUUUAGAGGUCUUGUGGAGUCCAUACUACGAGGGGUCCAAGCUAUUUCGGUGGCACGAGGGGACCUACACAAUUUUAGGCAUGUGGUUUCAAAGUUAUGGCUGAUUGGUGUAUAUCUACAAUAUGCAGAUAUUAUACGCACCUGGCAACCCUGCUCACAAAAAAAACCCCAGCAGGUUCACUUACACGAUGAUCCUAGUGGGAGAUAAACUGUUUCUUUUUAGCUUGACUGCUUUACUGAGUGCUAAAAUAAAACCACAUUUUGACCAUAUUUCUGUACAAACAAAAGGAGUAUGCUUUUAUAUAUUCAUACGCCGCUCCAUAUAGCUCAUUAUAAUAAAAUGGCGCAUAAAGGA
Tachysurus vachellii is the source of this 1689-nucleotide messenger RNA. It is a transcript of the gene cd79a, whose product is annotated as CD79a molecule, immunoglobulin-associated alpha. Gene Ontology annotation, biological process: B cell receptor signaling pathway; B cell differentiation. NCBI's taxonomy places the organism in Eukaryota, Metazoa, Chordata, Actinopteri, Siluriformes, Bagridae. Gene Ontology annotation, cellular component: external side of plasma membrane; B cell receptor complex. The record is from RefSeq and is a predicted model, not a curated record. The transcript is spliced from 5 exons. Bases 98 to 790 code for a protein of 230 amino acids.